This is a messenger RNA of Pocillopora damicornis (cauliflower coral), 2569 nucleotides long. RefSeq lists its product as uncharacterized. The record is from RefSeq and is a predicted model, not a curated record. Lineage: Eukaryota; Metazoa; Cnidaria; Anthozoa; Scleractinia; Pocilloporidae.
UGUCGAAUAAAAUGAGGAUAAACCGUCUGCGUUUUAAAAGGGCGCUGAUAGUUUGCAGCUUGUCGAAAUAUCAAUGUGCCCAGUGUAUAGCACGCUACAAGUAAAAUGCUCACAAAAGACUCAUUUUGUUUUUGUAAGAUUUUUGCGUAAUACAGAGAAUAUGGGUGGGAAUUCAGGGAACCUGUUGAUUUUUCACAGGUUCAGAUGGACCAUAUGAUAAGAUUUGCGUAACAAAACAGCUUUCAUUUGUGUUGCCAGGUGCGGCUGUUUAGUAAAGACGAGAUCCACUUAACACCGAAAGUGAUUUCAGAAAUUUGGCAAGUAGCCGAAACAUUUUACAAAGAUGCAGAUGAAGUAUCACCAAAAUAAGUAGUACAGUCACCAUUCAUAGGCAGACACAUGAAAAUAUUAUGCAUUCAGCUCGGGACGUGUGACCAAUUCAACCAAUUAGUUGAUAAAGUGAGUCGAACUGCUACAGAUUGAACGCCGGAAUAACACGAAACACACCAAGUAACACGAAAACACCCGAGGACCUCCGAUCUAUUUUGGUAUUAGUCCCUUGAAUGAAAGAUAUUGCUUAUAUUAGCCGGCCAUAAUUGAUUUAGCGCCUUACAUAACUCUAAAAAAUAAAAUAAUAUUUCGGGAGCACUCCACAGGAUUGACACUAAAUAGCAAAGAAAUAUUUUUUGAAGAAGCUCUUUUCAUUAAAAAUGGUGUAAAAACAAAUAAAGAAAAAUAAAGGGCCAUAAAGGUCGAAACUGUGACAAUUUAUUACAUGUUAUCAUUUAGGUCUGGAGAUAGCUUUGUGUGGAGUGGAUAAAUGGUUCUCGUUUUUAAGUAAAUGCGCAGAGCCAUCUUGAGUGGUUGGUACUUUUAUCUAAUCGUCAUCUGCGCCGAAUCGCUGGAGGAGCUCUCGUGAGACAGUCCAUAUAAAUAAAGCAAGUCAUCUCGUGGCAGCUGAUCGGUGCAUCUCGACUCUGAACACCAGGUGAUUAUUGCCAGUUUGAUCAUGGGAACGAUUAUGUCAUUCUGCUGGCGAAUUCUCUCCAGAUUUCCAUUCUCAAGAGGAAAACCAUCACUCACCCAGAAAGAACAACAGGAUAGCUGCUCAAAACUGACGGACGUAUUAAGGAACGGUUCCAGAUGCUGUGCUGAUGUGAAGUGUGCAAGCUUGGCGCGGACUGCGAGGGAGCUUUUAUCAAAAAUGGAACAGAUUCAAACACAGCUGCAUAACGAAGUCGUGUUGUGGAAACUAAGGUACAUACGGGGUAUAUGCACGACAGAGAGUCGACAAAACUUCUACGAACUUCUUGGAAAGUUUAACUCCUUUCACGAAAUGCUUGACGCGAUCAUUGAAAAUGAAAAGAAGUAUAUAGGAGCCAUGGAACCGGAACAAAAAGGAGAAGAAGAAGAAGGAGGACAUAAAAGCGAAACCAUAGACGCGGAGCCAUCUGUAGUGUUAAUCGAAAAAUCAGGCACCGAAAAAAAGGCUUUGCGGAGAAGAAUUAAGUUCUUCACAAAAGUUCAUGAGCGCAACGUUAAACUGCUAUUUCUUGUUGUAAACGAAGUAGCAGAGUGCAGGUCGAUGGUGGAUACUUCAUGCAUCAACGGUCAAGAACUGUCGGAUAGCUUCGCGUCAGAAAUAACAGAAACUGGUAGAUUUUUGAGCGUGCUAGAGGAAUCGCAUGACGAAGAAUUAAUUGAAGCUUCGUCAAAAAGGCUUGGUCCCAACAAGCCUGAAUGCACGAUUCAGAGGGUAGAUCCAACGCAAAAUUUGACGACUUGAAUUAGUUGGUUCUCUGAACAUCAUUUUAAAUUGUUGUAUCCCACAGUUACUAGGCACGCUGUGAUUGGUCAAUUGAACGGGCUGUGAUUUAAUAAAAGCAGUUAAUGAUGGCAAAAUCUCAAAUUUGGCGGGCUGAUGAAUGUUUGGAUCUUUUAUUGUCCUAAAAUAAUGUGUUUAAAGGAACCAAUGAUCGAACAACAAUACCGAGCAGACUUAUUAUAUUUUCUUUGUGCGUCAAGUUGUUCGAUGCGAAUGGAAGUCGUUUCACGAACCCGUCGGAGAUAAAACAAUUAUUUAACCCAAUCAUAAUUAUCAUAUUUGUCGCAAUAUCCUAAUUAGCAUAUAUCAUGAUUAUCUAACCAACUUGUAUUUCCCAAUCCGCACAGUUUGUAACGGAUCCUGGUUUUUCCCCCAACAGGAAUAGUAAGGUUUAUAUUCGCUCCGACGAAGAGCUUAAGUUCGAAAAAUCAGCUUUAAAAACUCUUCACGUUGGCCAAUUUACAUUAUCUUGAUUAUACACCCCACCGACGCAGCACCACAGUUUUUUUUUUCUAAAAGAAACCAACCCCCACCCCUAUGGGAUCGGUAUGCUACCCCAAUAAAGAUAUUGAAAUGACUGCAAACCUAUCCGUGUAAAACAUACUUUGAUGGAGUAAGCAGGAACAAAGUAAAAAUGAAAAAAGAGAAAAAAUAAGGUGGAGAAGUUGCUUUCAUUUGAUUCUAAACUUUAAAGUUACUUACCUAUAUGUAGGGUUCACCGUCUGCAUGUUUACUCGUGACAAA